UGCUUGAUGCUGCAACCUGAGUGUUUUUUGUUCGUGUUGACUACAUGUGAAACGAAAGCUCGUGUGGACUUUUUUUAUGUGCGAGGUUAAAGUGGAUAAUUACACGUUGUAUAUCAGUCACAUUUUAAGCAUUUCUCCAGAAACUGUAUACGUUAAUGUCUGUCGUUGCUCGUGCGUUUAUGCACGUCAUGUCAACCAGUCUAAAUCAAAAACAUGCUUUACGUCUUAAUUGCGUAGUUUCAUUGCUACAAACUGAUAGUUAAUUAAAACACUGAUAAACCUUGAGGAUGUCUGAAAGCAGCAGUGAAGAUGAAAACUCGGCAAGACUGAAAGAAGCUGUCUGGCACUUUGGACCACAUGAUGCCAAGAUCAAUGGAAAAGAUAUUACAUGGAUAUCUCAGGACUAACUCAGUGCUGCUUUUAUCCCACAUAGGAGAAAACAACGACAGACAAAGUCGUAGAGUCGAUGUUUCAAAGCAUGAACAUGAUGGGAAUGAGCUCGGGACAACACCAGAGUUUCAAUCCCAUGUGGCAAAAAAGUUAGGAGCCAUAUUGGACGGGUGCAUUUCAGAAGUGUUUUCUGAGACUUUUGACUCAGAACCUGGUCAGUCCAAAAACAGAGAUGAAGAAGACAAUGAGGAAGGUUUCCGUCUGUUCUCCACAUCUGCCUCUGGAAAAUGGGAGGAACAAUCACCUCCUCCACCUCCUAAAAGAAGACCAAUUUCCAGCUCUAGUGACAGUGACAGUGAGAUGGAGAUGAGGCUCAGAGAAGCUGCUGUGUCUGUGUCAGACAUCCUCGGCCCUUUAACCCAAACCGUCACAGAGACGACAGACAGGAAAAGUAUGGCAAACGUAGAGCCUGGAAAAGAGGACGCCGUCACAAAGAAGACCAAGAAAAAGAAGAAAAGAAAAACAUCCACAGAGGGAAGUGAGGAGAAACGUAUUCAUGUGUCAGAGAAACAGUCUAAUGGAGAAGCCACAGGAGCACAAACAGCUGUUGUAGAGAAUUUGACAAAGAAAAAGAAGAAAAAGAAAAGAAAAAAGUUGGAGGAGGUCAAAAAAGGCGAUGAUGAAUGAAAGACUUUAUUGUUUGAAAUAGUAAUUGUUCUGUUAAUGCUGUUUUAUGAACUUUAAUAGUUGACUGCAAAGUUAAGUUUCUUGACCAGUUUCCUGUUUGAGAAUUUAGCAUUUUCAUGCUAUAAAUCCACCAAAAUAUCAAUAAAGUAGUUUAUUUUGCUAUUUUACUACAAAA
This is a messenger RNA of Ctenopharyngodon idella (grass carp), 1252 nucleotides long. It is a transcript of the gene c8h12orf43, whose product is annotated as chromosome 8 C12orf43 homolog. The transcript has 6 exons. The coding region runs from base 358 to 1077 and encodes 239 amino acids. NCBI's taxonomy places the organism in Eukaryota, Metazoa, Chordata, Actinopteri, Cypriniformes, Xenocyprididae. Gene Ontology annotation, biological process: Spemann organizer formation; Wnt signaling pathway; negative regulation of Wnt signaling pathway. The record is from RefSeq and is a predicted model, not a curated record.